Cataglyphis hispanica is the source of this 3774-nucleotide messenger RNA. RefSeq names its product integral membrane protein GPR155 (gene anchor). Gene Ontology annotation, biological process: intracellular signal transduction; transmembrane transport. The record is from RefSeq and is a predicted model, not a curated record. Bases 365 to 2767 code for a protein of 800 amino acids. Gene Ontology annotation, cellular component: membrane. Lineage: Eukaryota; Metazoa; Arthropoda; Insecta; Hymenoptera; Formicidae. The transcript is spliced from 12 exons.
ACCUGUGAUGUGCGUGUCAUGAAUGGCUAACGCUAUGCCGGACUUUGUCCUUGAGCGUAAUGAUAGCAAUCUUUAUUCAUUUUUCGUUGCUAAUAUUAAGGUAACGUUCGCCGGCACUCGGGAACUUUCCGCUAUUUUAGCGUGUUUUUAGACCGGAAAAAUAUGUAUCCCGAUUGAUCGAUAUUUUUCACAUACAGUGACAUUUUAGUUAGGUUGUUCGUGUACCUUUAAAACAGCAUAUUCUUUGUUAAUAUUAAUGGAAAUAUGAAAACUUCAUAUGAGUUUAUUAUACAAGAGGCCCACUUUUACAACAUUAAUUACGAUAUGUUAAAGAGAUGAUAAUUUUAUUGAUAUAGUAGAAAAAAUGAUUAAUCAAGAAUUAUCAACAUCUUUAUCUUUGAACACAAAUCAAUACACAGAGACUGAGGAUGAACCAACAGAUAAUUUAUAUCUUGCACUGAUACAAUGCUUUGGUAUUAUACUAUGUGGAUAUCUAGCGGGAAGAUUUGGUAUGAUGACAAAAACCGAAGCAAAUGGCUUAAAUACUUUUGUGGGUACUUUUGCUUUGCCAUCGCUAAUCUUCAUGUCUCUGGCAAAACUUGACUUCACCUUGGUUAAUUGGAAAUUUUUACUCGCUGUACUGCUUGCUAAGAGCUGUGUGUUCAUUACAGUACUCGCAGUUUCAUUAGUAAUUAAAAAGCCAUCCAAUCCUGGACGUGCUGCACUCUUUGCAAUAUUUACUACUCAAAGCAAUGAUUUUGCUAUUGGAUAUCCAAUGAUUGAUGCUUUAUAUGGAAAAACACAUCCAGAAUAUGCUGCAUAUCUAUAUCUGAUGGCGCCUAUAUCGCUGGCCAUUUUAAAUCCGAUAGGUUUCGUAUUGUUGGAAAUAGGCAAGCGACGCGUGGAGGAGAACACAAAUUGUAGGAACAUGGUUUAUUCCAUCGUGAAAGGUGUCAUACUGAAUCCAGUACUGUUCAUGACAGUCUUGGGCAUUAUAGGCAAUCUUAUAUUUAGUCACAGCGUGCCGCGCUUACUAGCCGCAAUUCUCGAAGUACUCGGUAAUGCUUUCUCCGCUAGCGCAUUGUUCCUUCUUGGCUCAAUGAUGGUAGGAAAGAUACACAAAUUGAAAGGUACUGCGCUAGUUAUACCGGGUAUAUUGAUCUCGGUGAAGCUGCUAGUUCUGCCUCUAGUCAUAAGAGAAUCCAUUAUUCUCUUGAAUGCCGGAGAUAACUUGACGGAAACGAGAAAUUUGAGUACUUACGGCUUUCUAUACGGUACUAUCCCGACAGCACCAGCUUUAUUUAUUUUCACUUUGCGAUAUAAUCUCGAAAUCGAUCUAAUCGCGUCAGCGAUGGUAGCUUGUACGUUUCUCUCUGCUCCACUUAUGUUUGUAUCAGCUAAAGUGGUUAACGCAGUUUAUGCUGGAAUUACACCAGCUAAUUAUGCACGACAACUAAAUACUUUUUCCUUUGAUAUAAGCGUUGCAUCAGUAAUAGCUUGUAUAUGGUUAUUGAUAUGUUUUCUUGGAUUUGGACGGAAAAGAUAUAAUAAAGUCACUCAUCGAUGCACUUUGUGUCUUGUAAUUGCGCAGCUCGCAGCAGUGAUCGGUGUGAUUAUUUGGUCAAAACUUGAUCCAAGCGGUAAUCGAUCAACAUUAUGGUACAUUCAGUUCAUUUUAAUAACCACUGGUGUAUAUGCAAGCAGGAUAUGGACGGCUGCAAUUGCAGCAACAUUACUAUUUCUGAGUUCACGUUCAUUAUCCUUUGUUGAAAAUCUUCAAAAAUGGUUUUAUCCUAUUGGAUGGGGAAUACCACUUUUAAUGGUGACAAUAAUGUGCAUUGUUACACAAACUCCAUCUGAAUUUGAUUUAAAAAAUCCGAAUUUUCAAUUGAGCAGAACUCAAGCUGCUGCAUCUUCAUUCAUAUUAAUAUUUUGCUUUAUAGUGACAUUAGGUUGUUUGGUGUUACAACAGAGAUAUCAAAGAAGACACAUCACAAUGUCAUAUGAACAUAUAAGAAACAAUACAGAAAAUACUACAGUCGAAAAUAAUGAAAGAAAUAUAGUAGAUGUGGAAGAUUUAGUUUCUCCAUUAAUUAAUGCACCUAUAAUUGGCUGUGAAUUUCAAAAUGGUUGUCCGAAUGGAGCAUGCAGAGAUAAUGAUUUACAGAGAGAUUGUGAUGAAGAAAAUGAAACAGAUACAGAUAAUGAUCCUCAGAUUUUGCGACAUCUCGUUUUCCUUAUUUUACUGCUGUGUUCCAUGUUUAUUGGUUUAUCGAUAUCUGUGGGAACAUUAAUAAUGGAGCAGUUAACUGGUAUUUAUGCAGAACUUGCAUUUUUGGAUGUGGCAUUGAACUUUGGACAAUCUUUAAUAGCGUUUGCCAUCUUUGGACUAGAUCCUAGUUUGGGUAAAUUGGGAGGUUGGCUUCGAAAAAUAUGCAGAAAGUGGCAAUCUGGAAAAGAAUUACAGUUACCUUGCGAAAAUGCUCUUAGUACAGAAGUAAGAGCAAUCCGAGAGCAAUUUAAUCAAUGUCACUUGGAAGCAUGUCGGGCACGUAUAUCUAUGUGCCGCAGGCGAUUGUUGAAGGUAUAUAAAGGAGUUUUUUCGGGGUCGGAUUUGGUCAACUGGUUGCUCGAAGUUGGAAUUGUCAACAGUCGAGAGGAAGCUGUCCAAUAUGGUCGCUGUUUAUUGGAAAGUAGAGUCCUACAACAUGUUGAUGGUACACAUCACUUCUAUGAUCAAAAUCUUUUAUAUACGUUCAACAUAUAAUUAAAUUUUCAAAUGUUUUUGAAAAGACAAACUAGCUCGAUUCCUAUUCAAUAUUUUAAAUACUGAUUAUUUGAAUAAGGGGAAUGAUUGAACUAAGAUUAUUUAUAUUAUAAAAUCGAAUUUACAUAUUCUUUACUCGUUUAAAUUGAGCAAUCUUUCUCUUCUUAAUUUUCUUUUCAGAAAGAGAAAUCUCUAUCAUUCGCAUAAAACUAAUAACAAAUUAGUUAUUUAAUUAGUAUCAGAAUAUUGCAAAGGGAAAGAUGAAUUUAGUUUUUCGGAAUUGAUCAUGAGAAUAUGUGAAUAGAGUUUGACUAUGUGUGUUUGAAAUUAUUUAAAUGUAAGCACAAAAGAUUAUUUAUAUAAUUAAUUUAUUUGUACAUAGUUCAAUAUAAGAUAGAAAAAUUUUAAUUAUGUGACAUAAUUUGUAUAGGAUCUCGAAAAUAUGAAAAAAUUUCCGAAAAGAAAAAUAUCUUUUGAAAUAUUUACAUUAAUGAAACAUGGCAUAAAAUUUCUUUGCAUAAUACAAUGAUGUAUAUUUCUAUUAUUUAUUGAAAAGCAGUAUCAGUAUUAGGUUUUUUUUUAUUUUUUUUUAUUUUUUUCGUUUGUAAUUAUAUAUAAAAUGAGUAAAGGCUGUGUUUAGUAUAUUACAUACUGCACUCUCAAUAUAUACAGUUUGACAUGAGAAAUCUUUUAAUACAAGAAAGCGAAUACAAGAAUUUGAUUUAUUUAGUAUCUGAAAUAUUUAUGAAUGUAUUUAAUUAAAGAUGGGAUGUAAAUAUGAUGAGAAAGUAAUGAUUAAAAAAAACAAAGACAAAUGAAAUAUAUGCGAAAGAGAGAGAAUUUAAUAAUUUAUAUUGCUGAUCACGAAAAAUUAUAUCUAAUAAGAAGUCAUGAGUAAGGAUUAUACAAUGAAUAUAAUAGCCCAAAAAUUUUUAUUAGAUAUGAGGAUUUAUCUGAUUUUUCCUUUAUAAACUAUCACGUUUUAUUAAAUUGUUUAUUAAAAUGAA